Molecule: messenger RNA, 822 nt
Organism: Fundulus heteroclitus (mummichog)
Lineage: Eukaryota; Metazoa; Chordata; Actinopteri; Cyprinodontiformes; Fundulidae
Gene: smim13
Product: small integral membrane protein 13
Exons: 2
Coding region: 298-558 (86 amino acids)
Source: RefSeq, a predicted model, not a curated record
CUGCGCAGCCUCAGUUGACCUCUGCUGUGUUGUCUAACCGGGUCACAGUUUUGCUCCGCGUCGCUCCACAAAGUUCGGGAUUCAGACCCAGAACAGGAGCUCCGGCCUCCUGACACCAGCUGGAACCGGUUCUUGUCCGCUCAUGAUCCUCCCGUCCCGGGUCCGGACCGUCUGUGAGGCUCGGCUCGGUUCGGCCCAGUUAGCCAGCAGGCUAACCCUCUGGCCGGCGUGGCGUGUGAGAUGAUCCGCUGCUGGUGCUCCUGUUCCGGCUAAGCUGUGAGUGGACCGGCCGGAACCAUGUGGCAGAACCUCGGCCUCACCCUGCUGGUCAUCGUGGCUACGCUGCUCUGUGUGCUGCUCUUCAUGGUGUUCGGUUGGUACGUCGUCUGGCAGCUCUUCCUCUCCAAGUUCAAGUUCCUGCGGGAACUGGUGGGCGACGCCGGAACGCCGCAGGCCGAAACCCAGCCGGCGGAACCAAAGGCGGAACGUUCCGCCCAGACCAGAACCCGGAACCGGACCUCACGCCAAAGAGUCUCCUUCCCAGACGGCGCCUCGUAGACGGCGGUCUGACAGGAAGCAGGCGGAGCGCCGAUGGAGCUACUUCCAGCUUCCACCAGAGGGGGCGUGGCUUUAACAGAAUCAACCAAUCAGCUCCUAAUCAGCUGAUCUGGAAACGUUUGAGAGAUCUGCCCUCCGAGGCAGCAGGAGGCGCCGUCAGUCACAUGGUCUGCUGUUAUCCAAUCAGCUGUCACUUCCUGCGCCGUUUAAUCGUUUCCGUUCUGAAACUUUAGCUUCGAAUAAACAAAUUAAUGCCAAACCAGA